UGGACAUCUCUAUUGAUAACGUAGGCACAUCAACUAUUGUUUCCUCUCUCUCUCCUCCUCCCUUCACUCCCUUGUAGACAAAAAAAAAAACAGAGAAACACAAAGAAAGAAACAGAGUAAAUGAUCAAGGAAACAGCUAUGUUUCCUAAUCUCCAUAUAGGAGUAUUAAUCUUAAUUUCUCUUCUUUUUUGUGGGUUAAUAAGUUGUGUUCUUCAUUUUUGGAAGAAUAACAUGUGGGUUAAGACACGAAAACAAAGAAAGUUGCUUAAAAAUAGAGGUAUUAAAGGCCCUUCACCUUCUUUUUUAUUUGGGAAUGUAUUUGAGAUGCAGAGGAUUCAAUCUAUGGUGGCUAAAUCUUCUUCUCAUGCUGAAAUUGUGGGCCAUGAUUAUACUUCUACACUCUUUCCUUACUUUGAACAGUGGAGAAAUGAAUAUGGUCCGAUUUACACGUAUUCUACCGGAGAUAGGCAACAUCUAUAUGUGAAUCAUCCGGAUCUAGUGCGAGAGAUGAGCCAAAACAUGACUUUACAAUUGGGUAAGCCUACUUACGUCACUAAGGCACUUGCUCCUAUGCUUGGCAACGGAAUUUUGCGAUCAAACGGUACUGUUUGGGCUCAACAAAGGAAAAUUAUUGCUGCACAAUUCUUUAUGGACAAGGUCAAGUCCAUGAUGGGUUUGAUGAAGGAGGUAGCCCAAGAGAUGAUGGUAAAAUGGGAAGCUUGUAUUGAUGCCCAAGGUGGGUCAAUAGCAGAGGUGAGAGUUGACGAAGAUUUGAGGGCAACUUCAGGUGACAUGAUAUCAAGGGCUUGUUUUGGCAGUUCAUAUUCUAAAGGCAAGAAGAUUUUCUUAAAACUAAGGACUCUCCAAAAGGUCCUCUCUAAGCAAAAUUUUCUCUUCAAAGUGCCCACUAUCAGGUUUUUGAAUACAAAAGUCCAUAAAGAGGUGAAGUCCUUGGAAAAAGAAAUAGAGUCACUAAUAUGGGAGGCAGUUCAAGAAAGAGUAGAAGAAUGUUCUAAGGGAUACUCAUCUGAGAAGGACCUUAUGCAAUGGAUUCUUGAAGGUGCAACUAAUGAUCAAGAAUUAGACGAAGUUUCAUCCAAGCAGUUGAUUGUUGAUAAUUGCAAGAACAUGUACUUUGCUGGCCAUGAAUCAACUGCUGUGGCUGCUUCUUGGUGCUUGAUGUUGUUGGCAUUGCAUCCUGAAUGGCAACAUAACAUCAGGGAAGAGGUUAAUCAACUUUGUGGAAAUAAUGAAGAUCAUCUUCAUGUUCUUGAUGUUGAGACUCUUCUUAAGAUCAAAUCGGUGACUAUGGUGAUUCAAGAAGCCCUAAGAUUGUACCCACCAGCAGCUUUCAUAUCAAGGGAAGCACUAGAAGAAUUUCAAAUAGGAGACAUUUUGGUCCCACAAGGGGUGUGCAUAUGGACCUUGAUCCCCACAUUGCAUAGGGACCCAGAUAUAUGGGGCCCAGAUGCCAAUGAAUUCAAACCUGAAAGAUUUGCUAAUGGAGUUUCUAGUGCUUGUAAAGUUCCUCAAGCAUAUAUUCCUUUUGGUCUUGGUGCUCGCUUAUGUUUAGGCAAAAACUUUGCCAUGGUGCAAUUGAAGUUCUUGCUUUGCAUUAUUAUCUCUAGAUUUAGCUUCACUUUGUCCCCUAAGUAUAGACAUUCACCUACUUAUAGAAUGAUUGUUGAACCUAAGUAUGGUGUACAUAUUCUUAUUAAGAGAAUAUGAGGGGUUUAGUGAAAAUAAAGAGAAUAUGAGGGGUUUAGCAACUUAUUUUCAUAGAUGAAACUCGGAUUUUGAUAAGUUUGACCCUUUUUGAUUGUUGAGUUUAAUAGUGAGAGAGAUAUACUUAUUUAAGUACUUGUAUGUUAUGAUCAUUGAUCACAUCUAUCUAUAUGAAAGCAAGGCAUAAUUAGAUGAGCA
This is a messenger RNA of Beta vulgaris subsp. vulgaris (sugar beet), 1923 nucleotides long. Its product is annotated as cytochrome P450 714A1. The transcript has 5 exons. Bases 121 to 1728 code for a protein of 535 amino acids. The record is from RefSeq and is a predicted model, not a curated record. Gene Ontology annotation, molecular function: oxidoreductase activity, acting on paired donors, with incorporation or reduction of molecular oxygen; heme binding; iron ion binding. Lineage: Eukaryota; Viridiplantae; Streptophyta; Magnoliopsida; Caryophyllales; Amaranthaceae.